ACCGCCAUCGCCCUUUGACACUGCCGACGGCGCCUACGACGUCGCCUAGUCCGAAUCUCACGACUCCCUCCUCAUCGCCUUCGUCAAGCUCUACAACCUCGCCCUCUCGCAGACCUCCAACCUACUCCGCUCCCACCACGAGCACACGCGUGAGGUCAGCUCCGCCGACUACAAACCCACGCGCCGCGACUCAUUGUUCACCGCCUCGUGGGACGACACCGUGAAGCUCUAGACCGUCGAACGCCCCGCCUCCAUUCGCACCUUCAAGGAGCACGCCUACUGCGUCUACUCCGCCGCCUUUGGUGUGAAGAGCUCGGAAGCUCGUUCUGAUUGUCAAUGGAGGCCUUCGAGACCUCCAGCGGUACAACCUUGAGGAAUGCUUUCGAUAAUGUCCUUUCCUUGUUCAUCCUCAUCCUGAACAUAAAGCCACCGAGCACAGCCUCAAUCAGUUUGCAGAUUCAGUAUAUACCGCAGCAUUUGGUGAGACUGUUGCAAAUUAUUGUGGACGGUAACUGCGACAUGGGUGUACGUCAGGUUGCCAGCAUCCAUUUCAAGAACUUCAUUGGAAAGAACUGGUUACCUCAUGAGCCAGAUGAGCAGAAUAAGAUAUCACAAGCUGACAAAGACGUGGUUAGAGAGCACGUUCUUGUCUUUGUUACACAGGUUCCCCCAUUGUUAAGGGUACAACUGGGUGAGUUCCUAAAGACAAUUAUUUAUGUCGAUUACCCUGAGCGGUGGCCACGACUUUUAGACUAGGUGAAGCACAACUUGCAAGACCAACAAGUUCAUGGAGCUUUGUUAGUUUUGCAGAUUCUUUCUAGAAAAUAAGAGUAAGUGUAUCAUAAUCCUAUUCUUAUGAAGUGAUUCUUAUAUAUGGUUAUUGCUUGGAGUUGCACGGCCUUCUAAAAGAAACUACAAGUUUAGCUAGUAGUUUUCCAUCUGAGGCAUACUGUGUGCUUAAUGUGUAUUUGAUCACAAGAUUGUUAUAGCAAUUAAUGAUAAAUUAUGUUCUCUUAUCUGGUGGGGAUGGCAAGAUUCCUCAUGUUUCGGUAAUGUAUAAGUGAUGGGCCAAACUUAAUUUACUGAGCAAUUGGAGAACAACAAUGCAAGUAAUGAAGUUGGUGUGGUUGGAAGAAGUGGAGUGGCUUGCAGAGCUGAGAUUAAAAUCGUUUGUUGAUGAAAGAGGUAACUAACCAUGUCACUUACAAUAUAUAUAACUGACCAGUGAGGUCAAUAUUUUGUUUA
Messenger RNA from Rosa chinensis, 1245 nucleotides. RefSeq names its product importin beta-like SAD2 homolog. The record is from RefSeq and is a predicted model, not a curated record. The transcript has 4 exons. Lineage: Eukaryota; Viridiplantae; Streptophyta; Magnoliopsida; Rosales; Rosaceae. Gene Ontology annotation, biological process: protein import into nucleus. The coding region runs from base 337 to 756 and encodes 139 amino acids. Gene Ontology annotation, cellular component: cytosol; nuclear envelope. Gene Ontology annotation, molecular function: small GTPase binding.